This is a messenger RNA of Rhipicephalus sanguineus (brown dog tick), 2067 nucleotides long. RefSeq names its product netrin receptor DCC-like. The coding region runs from base 323 to 1756 and encodes 477 amino acids. The transcript is spliced from 8 exons. Gene Ontology annotation, biological process: axon guidance. Gene Ontology annotation, molecular function: transmembrane-ephrin receptor activity; protein binding. Gene Ontology annotation, cellular component: neuron projection. The record is from RefSeq and is a predicted model, not a curated record. NCBI's taxonomy places the organism in Eukaryota, Metazoa, Arthropoda, Arachnida, Ixodida, Ixodidae.
GGAUGCGUGCGUUGAAGAGCGUUUAGAAGGUCGGUGCCUUCUUAAAGACUACUCGAACGGUACAGCUAGCCUGCGUGAAGCUCAAGUGCCCGUCCGACCAUCGUGCUGUGAUACCUCGUCAUCUAACACCGCUGGUGACACGCCCUCAGGUGGGGCGGGCGGGUUCACUAGCAGACUGAGUGCGCAUGCGUAAUAGAAGUCUUUACUAACCCAGCACUAAAACACCCAUCCCCCAUUCUCCAUCAAACGUCGCUGAAAUCGCCUCCGGAACGACAACAAUAAUCGACUAUCAGCGAAAGCGACUCCUGGAGUAGGCCUCCAAAUGGAAUGCCGAUGGAUGAUUGUGACUGCUGCGGUCCUGCUAGUCCUGCCUGCUGAUAUUUCGUCACUGGAGGAGGAUCCUGGAAUUUCGAUACCGAGUGACCAGGCAGUAUAUGGACUCCGGGAAAGCCCUUCAGGAAACAAGCUAACCUUCAGCUCUGGCGAGCAGUAUGAGCCGUCUGCACAGCUGUCUUUCAAGGAUGACUCUUCAGUUUCGAAUUGCGGGGAUGAAUUGGACCACCUCGCCAUGCACAAUUCUGCGAUUCAGAGCACCGAACCAAUAUACGAAAGCGUUGAUAAAGAUGCGCCCAUCGCUAUAAAUAUUCAGGGCGUAAACAAUGCACCGCAGUACGUAGAAACUGAAAAGAACUGCAGCGGACGUUGCGAUACGGGUGCUGAAGUGAGAGCGGAUACCAAAGUUGGCUCGCCUUCUGCCGUAAGAAACCUUACCGUGAACCAAACGGUGCCAGGAGAAGUCGUAUACAGCUGGCAGCGGCCCGACGUUCCAAAUGGACCUCUGGAUGGAUACAUCGUAACCACUGGCAACCUCGAGACGAAAAAAGUGCUCAUCACCGAAGUACCUGGCAAUGCAACUGAACUCGUACAAAAGACCAUCGAGCAGUACACGGAAUACAAAGUUGAUGUCCAGGCCUACAACAUCAUGAAUCCCUACGGACUCAAGCAGGCUGGUCCCGCAGCAAGUGUCCAGUUUCAGAGCCUUGGAAAAGGGCCAAUACCUCCAAUACCUGAGCUUGGGGACACCUUCGAGCACGAGGUGUUGGUAAACUGGACCGAACCUACAGAUCUCCGAUACAACGUCACGAACUACGUUCUGCGCCUGGAGAAAACAGCCGUGAAUAUUACAGUUAAAAAGACGAGCAUCUGGUUGGAAAGCCUCGAGACGUGGCAUUCCUAUACGGCAUCGGUUUCUUCAUGCACAGCUAGCAAUACCUGUGGCCCACCAAAGAAGCUAUACUUCCAAACGGACGUCGGAGCCCCCGACAUACCGAGGAAUCUAACGAACACCAGUGUGACCCGAUUCGGCAUUGGACUAGCCUGGAACAGUCCUGAACAAGUCAGAGGACCCCUUGACGGCUACAAGGUCACAUUCACCAACAGCUCGAAGGCCUUCGGCGUGAUCACGAAAGAUACGAAACUCACCGUCGGCAACUUAUCUGCGGACUGCAUCUACAAUAUAUAUGUAUCGGCCUUUAACCAUGGUGCGCACCAGACCAAAGAAGGGCCGGCGGCUGUGAUACAAGUGAAGACCUUGUAUGGACCCAAGCCUUCCCCACCGUGGUUCAGCGUCACCACGAUAACGCUGAUGGUUGUCGUUCCUGUGGUGUGUUUUGUUCUUCUCUCGGUUUACGUGGUGUACAAGCAGCUGCUGAAGAAAAGAGAGGACGAAGAGUUACUGGCUUCUUCACAGUCGUGAACCAUCACAGACUUUCGACAGAUUCAAGCAAGUCUCGUCGACGUGUUUUGUGUGCGUGCGCGAAGGCACGAGCGUGAUUGUGAUGUGACUGGGUGAAAAGAACUUUAGCGACACCUGGGCACUGCAAUUGGGAAUAGCUGUGGUAUGAACUGCCAUUCGCGUCAAGCUAUUCUGGCCUGCUGUCGAUGUUCUUCAAGGCAACAAAGCUACAAGGACUCUUUGACGCAAUAGAGCCUUCGGACAAUGAGUUGAAGUGCCAUUUCUAGUUCUAAAAAACAGCACGACGUUCACUGCGUGUACCACAGACAUAU